GACAGUGUUGGGUGGUAUAGGGGACCUGGGCUUGAGAUUAGCAGCCUGUCAUGCUGCUAAUGAAACUCAACUACAUACUGCCUCACUAUUAUCAUACUGUGUCUCUGGUUCUGUAGACAGGGCAGAGAAACUUUACGCCUACACACACACACACACACACACACACAAAACACAUGUUGGAAACGGAUUAAAAGUAGGAAAUGUCGGUGGAGAGUUGGGAGAUGAGAAAAGAAGGCGCCUGGAUGGGCGUGUGUAUUAACUUAGUUCCUCAAAAUGUUCUAACUUACCGGCUUCAGACUUUUUACUGGAACUGGAAACAGAAGAAAAUCACCAGGGCACUCGCCACCACUUUUGUCAAUGAGAAAACCAUUGAACUUGAAGAGCACAAUGACCCUCACAAAGAGACGAGACGUCUGAAGGAGCAAGCCAGAAGGAAAUUAUUGCUGACGAAGCAGCAAAGACUGGAGAGAAGGAUCAUUCUUUGCACCUUGAAAAGGCAUCAAGAGAGCUAUGAGACUGUGGGUCAACUGGAUGGAUCACAGGGCAAGCACCGUGGCUCAACAGAGAAGGUCAACCAAACAGAUGAGGUGGGAGCUGAUCAAAUAGCAAGUGAAUUGAGAUGGAUUCCCUUAAAUCAGAGUCUGAAGAAGCCUGCCAACACGUGUGAGAGAAACAGCGAGGAAGUAAUGCACUGCGAGCUGGGAGAGGAGAGCGAAUGUAUUGUAAGCAGCAGAAGUCUCACACAGAAUAUUCCUGAGGAAGACUGGGAGAGUGACUGGAAUGAGGAUGAAGACCAUACGUGGAGCCAGGGUGGGGACAACAACUCAACUGAAAUUAUUUCAGUCAUGAGUUGGAAAGCGCAAACGGCAAAGGUCGACGCUCAGGACAACAAGGAUCUAAAAGGCACUCAGAAUAUGAAGGGAAAUCCUGCCAAUGUGGAGCGUAAAAGGAGAGGCAGUAAAGACAAGGCAAAUGAAGAGGUGGGAAGAAUAAAAGACCACAGUCCACUUGUUGCUUGUGAGAAAAGUGACACAUUAGGUGAGGUGAAAAUAGAAAUGUCUCCAGAAGAGUGCCUGGAAAUACACCUGAAAACAUGGAGUGGGCACAAGAAACUGAAAAAGCUCACCCAGUCAGUCGCCAUAACCUACGGAAUGGAAAUAGCCAUUGAAACAAGGUGCUUCGUUGAAGACAAGGAUCAGAAACUGCAGAGACUUAAAGAAAACAGAAGGAUUCUAUUGGAUAAGCUACAGCAGAAGAAGCAAGUACUCAGCGAGCGAGAGGGAAAACCCUGGUAUACACGGCUGUAUCUUGUGUUAAGGGUGUCUGUGCGCAAUGAAAAUGGUUGUCCAUAAACU
This is a messenger RNA of Synchiropus splendidus (mandarinfish), 1355 nucleotides long. RefSeq lists its product as uncharacterized. The transcript is spliced from 3 exons. Lineage: Eukaryota; Metazoa; Chordata; Actinopteri; Syngnathiformes; Callionymidae. Bases 201 to 1352 code for a protein of 383 amino acids. The record is from RefSeq and is a predicted model, not a curated record.